AGCGGAUGCGUGACCGAGGGCGGCGCUGGCUAGCAUGGCCGUGCUGCUCCUACUGCAUCUGUUGAGCGCCGCGGCCGCCGCUAGCCUCGGCGAUCUGGCGAGACGGGACACCGGCGACGUGUUCACUAUACUGGGUGGUGAAUGUGGUCCAGCACAAUGCAUAGAGUACGGAGCGGGUGCGGCGAUCGCAAGGGAUACAUCAGUGAAGGGGGAAUGCGCUUGUUCGUGUCCUCAGCGAGCUCCCUUGUUUAGGGAGGAUCGGGAGCUAUGCGUCGACGACCUUCCAGAAUGCUCCCUGGCAACCUUUGGCCAUGGCACCGGUGUACAAAGGAUCCCGUUCGUCUAUUUGCCGCUCAAAGGUCAAAUCAUACAUCCAUCUCGAGAAAUCACCUUCCACAAUGUGAAGACCCCAAUUUGCGCUGUGUCGGGAGCCCAGUAUCUGACACGAAAGGGAUUUCUCGAUCUGCGCAAUACAAUUGAUGCUGAUGUACCAUUCAGUUUGUUUCGAGAUGAAGGCAGAACUUUUCUACAGUGGAGUGGUGAAGAUGAAGUACGCAAGCGCAUGUCUGGACGUGUCAUGGUGGUGCGGCUGCUAUGUAGGGACAUCUCAACUACGCCAAUAUCCCCCUUAGAUCUAAGGGGAGUAUUUACACCUUGUGUCGCGUUCAGAGUCCAGGGAACUCCUCCAAGGCACACUAACAAUAUAACUGAAGUUCAAUUCGCACCUAACGCACACACUUCCGGAACAUCUACCACAUCUGGACUGAGUGUCACAGAGUACAUUGCUAUCGGAAUAAGUUCCUUACUACUCGGUCUUAUAUACGUCGCAUCUGUUUUUCUCUACCUACACAUUAAAAAACGCCGAAAAGCCGCCCGUGGAGACAAAGCUUUAAGGAAACUCAAAGUACUUAGAAAAAAAGAUGGAACUGCUAUAACAGAACAUGAUAUCAUAAGAAUUAAUAAUGAAAGGGUUCAAUCAUUGGCUAAUGCUUUGGGCCAAGAUGAUGGUGUGAUUAAAAAAAACCCAUUAUUGAAUGUAGGAAGGCAGUUCCAUGAUAAUAAAAGCUUCACGAGCGACCUUUCCGAUUCUGAAGAUUUCGGUGAAAGCAGUCGUCGAGGAGAAGAAAAUACUUUUAAUACUGAAACGACAUCGGUAGUUAUACAUAGGCAUCUAAAAGAUUUAAGGCAUCAAGGUGAUGGUUUGGAAUUUAACCAUCGAGAUGAAUCAAGUAUAGAACGUCUUCCAGAUGAGCAUGUAUCCAUAGUAGAGACAAUAGACGAUCGUGAGAUCGCAAGACCAGUGGGAACGACAAGGCGCAAACUUUACUUCAACCCGGCGUACUUUGAACCUCAAUUAAUGGCAGAUCCUCCUGCUGCAGCAAUUGAAUUCCUUUCGAAAAUCCGAGAAGUUAUAGCCAUCGCUAAACAGAAAAUGGCAACAAAGCGUUUUCAUCCAAUAUUAAAUCAUAUACCAGAAGAAGAAACUUAUCCAUCUAAGGUUAACAGCGUUGAUCUUUAUCACAGUAUGGGCAGUCAACGAAGUGGAAGUAUAGUUAGUCUUAAAAGAGAAAAUAGUAGGAAAAGAUCAUCAAAUUGUUUAGGUUGUCCAGGAUGCAAAACUAAUAACAGUAACCAUGAUGUCCAGAAAUUUAAGAACUAUAGUAUAUCUACAUGCACAAACUGUUUAGGCGACAAAGGGGACAAACAAAAUAGCAUUCGAAAAUGGUUAGAGAAUAUUCCAAAUUCAAAACAACAAGUGUUUUACAAUGAUAGUCAAACUCAAAAUUUAGCAAUUUCAUUAUUAUCUUUACCUAACAAUGAAAAACAAUGUCAGUUACAAAAGCAAAACAGUUUUUGCGCAACUCAUAUUACAAAUGCAACAGAUGAAUUCGCACGCACUAAACGAAGUUCCUCCCGUUCAGUAAGAUCAGAACCAUCUGUAAGAAACUACAAUAUACCUUUGCCAGAAUUCGACGAUAUUGAAACUGAAAAUAACCAUUUCUCUAAUCAAACAGUGUCACGUGUUGACGAUAUAAGGCCUAUUGAUUUUAAUGAAUAUACUUCUGGGAGUUUGAGGCAGAAGCUGGAUGGUACUAAAAGAAACGGAAGUAACUUAUUAAAAAACAAUAACACUUUACCUGAUAUGGUUAAUGAAGCCAUUGCUCUUGAUAAUUUCUCGCGAUCUUCAUAUAAUUUAAGCAGUUCAGAUGAGGAACGCAGUCUUAAAAAAUUAACGCCAGGUGAGGACAAAACCUCAUAUCCAAAAAUUAACGCAGACAUACCCUCAGGAAAUGAGUAUGAAACAGACAGUCUUGAAAGAACGUCAAAUAAAAAAGGGAAAACUGGUCAUAUUGAAUAUCCUGAUGUUCCAUCAUCCCAAGCUAGUCCAAGUUUAAGCAAUGCUUUGCCGUUAGAAGAAGAACUUACGAUGAGAAAUGCUGUAUAUAAAACACACUCAAGUGGGAAUAGCAAUACUUCAUCACCAGAAAGAUAUUCACGCAUAGGUGAUAGUCAUUAUGAAAUUACAGAAACAAAGAAAGUAGAGCCUACUAUUGACGUAACAUUAAAACAGAAUUCUAGUUACAGCUUGGUAAGUGAAGUUUAUGUUAACAACAAUUACAAUUUUGGCAGUGCACCGACUUCACCGAGUGGUUCGGAAUGUUCAAUAGGAAGUAGAAAAAUAUUGAAAUUGGAUAAUGCACAAGAGAGGCCCGGCUGUUUGACAAUCGAAGUAAAAGAUCCUCCAGAAAACUAUAUCAAAAUACACGAAUCAGACGGUUUUGAACCAGAUACAUUAGACCGUAAACACCUAAAGCACAAGGAGAUUACAGAAAGUAUUAAUUUCAGUCGAAGAGAUCUUUUGAAAAAUAUCGAUACCACUGAAAACCAUGAACACAUACAAAUAAGAAGCAGUGGAACAUUUUCGAAAAGUCAUGAAAAAACUGAAACUUUAAGCAAGUUCAAAAGCUUGAGAAAUGAUCAUGAACAUCAACGACAUUUUCUUAGUCGUCCUAAGCUGUCGGCUAACAGUGGUUCAAAAUCACUAGAGGAUAUAAAUGACGACAAUUGGGAUGAUAAUGCUGGUUGGACCUCUGAAGAUAGUCGAAUACUAACAUUAGAACUAAGACACUCAAAGAGGCAACGACAAAUCACACCACCUACUAUAAAACAACUAAAAAACUUAGCUCGACCUGAUAUUUUACCACCUUUACCACCAAUUGAAGAUAACGCUACGUACGAGCACCCAAGAGUUUCGCAUAGAAAAGUUAUAUGUGAGGAUACAGUAUUAGAGCUCAGUUCCUCGAAUAUAUCUCCUCGUAAUUCUGUUCGUCCAUGUUCGCGGAGCCCAGUAAUCGUAUCCUCAGCCACUCCUCUUCUAAACUCAGAAUAUAAAGAUUUUAAUCUUGCGAAUACGAGCCACAGUGAUGAAAUAGAGGACUGCCGAGCUUCUAAAAGAAUGAAAAGUUUUAGUAGUAGCGGUAUAAACACUACUACUUUCGUAAGAAGUCAGAAGGGAGAUAAUUUUCAUAGGACUAAAUUUAGGCGGAAAAGAGGUACCAAUAUCGAAGAUUCUGGUUACCUAAGCAGUGACUCGACUAGUUCCAAACAAUUUCAAAAAGAGCUGCAAGGCAAAAAUAUUGUUAUUGCAAAAAUAGCAAGUUGCACUGAAAGUGACGAUACUGAAGACGAAGCUCGAAGUGAAUCCGGUGCUGAAAGUGUAGAAACACACUCAGUGUAUUUUGGUAAUUGCCAGAAAUUACAGGCUAAUAACGAAAACAUAAAAAACACUAUUAAAGUGCUAAAAGACAGUAGAAGAAAAAUUAAAGUUAGAAGUGAAAAUGAUAGCCAGUGA
Pararge aegeria (speckled wood butterfly) is the source of this 3853-nucleotide messenger RNA. RefSeq lists its product as uncharacterized. The transcript is spliced from 8 exons. Gene Ontology annotation, cellular component: cell cortex. Gene Ontology annotation, biological process: imaginal disc-derived wing hair organization. Bases 35 to 3853 code for a protein of 1272 amino acids. The record is from RefSeq and is a predicted model, not a curated record. NCBI's taxonomy places the organism in Eukaryota, Metazoa, Arthropoda, Insecta, Lepidoptera, Nymphalidae.